CCACUUGAGAAUCGGCCGAUGACACCGGAACUUGUCCUGCCGUCUUUCCAUUUGCGAUUCUGUUGUUAAGCGGAAGGUUGUUAGUUUUUGUUUCAGAAUAACUUCCAAGCUCGACCACUCAGUUCUAACGACCCAACUGAAUUUUGGUUUGGGGCACUUCUUCAUGAUCGGCCAUUUUCAAAACUGCCUUAGGAGGAUUCGUUUCCUUACCCAACCAUCAAUAUCCCGUGCCCUUCUCCAUGCUUCCUCUGAAAGUUUCACGCUUGCUCUGCCUGUUGAAUCUUCUUACUUCAGUGGAUCAGGUCACCAAGUAGUAGGCCAGUAUGACAUUGAUGUUCUCAUAGGUAAAGUUCGUGUCGGGAGCAGUCAUGAAGAAGUCUUUCAGUGCCUCAUGAGUGACCGAGAAUGUAAUGCUAUACAGCUUUCCCAUGACCUCGUUGAGAAGUUGCUUCACCGGUUCAAUGAUGACUGGAAAUCUGCGUUGGGUGCUUUUAAAUGGGCAGCAUCUCACCCAGGCUAUAAACCCUCUCCUCAGGCAUAUGAUUUGAUGGUGGACAUCCUAGGUAAAAUGAAACAAAUGGAUCAUAUGAAGGAUUUCUUGGAGGAGAUGCGUCAAGGUCAUUUUGUUACACUUAACACAAUAGCCAAGGUUAUGAGAAGGUUUGCUGGUGCAAGGGAAUGGGAAAAUGCUGUGAGGAUAUUUGAUGAGUUGGAAACUUUUGGAUUGGAGAAGAACACUUAUUCAAUGAACUUGCUGCUCGACACCCUUUGCAAAGAGAAAUACGUUGAACGGGCCCGUGAAAUUUUCUUGUUGCUUAAAUCACACAUUGCACCUGACGCUCAAACAUUUAAUAUUUUCAUUCAUGGUUGGUGCAAAAUUAAUCGCGUUGAUGAGGCACAUUGGUCAAUUCAAGAGAUGAAGGGACAUGGUUUUCACCCUUCUGUCAUUAGCUACACGACUAUCAUUCAGUUUUAUUGUUGCCAAUGCAACUUUCGUAAAGUUUAUGAACUUCUUGAUGAAAUGGCUGCCCAAGGUUGUCCUCCCAAUGCGGUUACUUACACCACUGUCAUGUCCUCACUAUUAAAGGCAGAGAUGUUUGAGGAAGCUUUGCAAAUUUCUUUGAGAUUGAAAACUGCCGGAUGCAAACCUGAUACGCUUUUCUACAACUGCUUGAUCCAUGUACUGGGGCGAGCUGGCCAAGUGAAAGAUGCUGCUGAAGUUUUUGAGGUAGAGAUGCCGAAGAUUGGCGUUGCCCCCAAUACAUCAACAUAUAAUUGCAUGAUUGCUAUGCUUUGCCAUCAUGCUCAACAACAGAAGGCCCUCACUCUUCUUCAAGAGAUGGAGAAUUCGAAAAUUUGCAAGCCGGAUGUUCAGACAUAUUAUCCAUUACUGAAGUCAUGCUUUAAAACUGGGAAGAUAGAUAGUCUGUUGAGCAAACUAUUGAAUGAUAUGGUUAAUAAGCAUCAUCUUAGUCUUGAUAUUUCAGCCUACUCACUACUGAUUCAUGGACUUUGUAGAGCAAACAGAACUCAGUGGGCUUACAGCCUGUUUGAAGCGAUGAUUAGGAAGGAUAUAACACCAAAAUAUCGAACAUGCCGUUUGCUUUUUGAUGAAGUCAAAGAGAAGAAUAUGUAUGAUGCAGUUGAGAAAAUUGAAGGUUUCAUGAAGAAAUUAUGAACUUGGCCAGGUGAGUAUUUAGUCCUUUUUACCAGCACCCAAACACACUAAGAGCAGUCUGUGUUUGAUGAGGAUAAGGCUAUCAUGAGCGAAGCAUUUGUGGUUUUUCUCUGACAUUUUGUGUUAAGAUUAACAAAAUGAAACAGGAGAAAAAGAAAAAAAAAUAAAGAAAACCACAGAUUUCAUAUGUAUUGCAUUGAAGGUUUAUUAGUUUGAACUAAAUGUACCACCCACAUGUAUCUAUCCUGACACACAUGGUGUGUAUACGUAUAUCUCAGUGUUUGCACAUGCUCAUGCACAUCUGGAUUUGUUUAUGUAUAUAUUUGAAACUCUUGUUAGAAUUUUUGUUUCUGAAUCAGUAUAUACUUGCUUAUCCCUGA
This is a messenger RNA of Theobroma cacao (cacao), 2058 nucleotides long. RefSeq names its product Tetratricopeptide repeat (TPR)-like superfamily protein. Gene Ontology annotation, molecular function: protein binding. NCBI's taxonomy places the organism in Eukaryota, Viridiplantae, Streptophyta, Magnoliopsida, Malvales, Malvaceae. The record is from RefSeq and is a predicted model, not a curated record.